AUGGACGAGUUCCAGAAGCUUCACAACGAGAUGAAGGCGUUGAAGAAGACGCGCAAUCAUGCCGAGUUCGCGAAACGCUUCGCCGCCAAGUCCAACACGUUCAUGGGUCCGCUUCAUGAGCCGAUUUCGGCCGACAAGUUUGGCAGUCUCGCCGAAACCGACAAAUUGAAAGCGUUGGCUGAGGCCGACAUCGACGUGAAGCUCGACGAGAUCACCCAGAUCGGCGAUGUCGUCAUCGAUCGCUCGACGGUCAACAUCAAGUGUCCGAGUGGCGGCGAGAAGACCGGAUGGAACCUCACCGUCUGGAUCAAAGAGGACGGACAGUGGAAGAUUCGCAACUCUUGCACCACAUUCAAGAUGCCCGCCAACGCAUAA
Messenger RNA from Caenorhabditis bovis, 375 nucleotides. The record is from the annotation of a GenBank genome assembly. NCBI's taxonomy places the organism in Eukaryota, Metazoa, Nematoda, Chromadorea, Rhabditida, Rhabditidae.